AUGGCGGAUGACACCGCAGCCACCGAAGCCGUCCCCCAGUUCGGCUUCAAGAAACGCGCCAAAGGAAAGGCAAGUUUCCGCAAGAAGCCUGCAACGCCUCCACCCGCCUCCGACUCCGACUCCGGCUUCACCUCCUCCGAUGACGACGACGAAGGACGCCGCAUCAAGAGACGGCGCAAGAAUGUCGCAGUCACUGCCUCUUCCACAAACACCACCAGGCGAGAUCCGACCGCUGAUCAGCCUUCCACUGCUGGCCCCGUUGCCUUAACAUCGAGUAAUGAUGCAACGAAAGCUUCAGAUUGGUAUGACGAGGAUCUCAGUUCAAACAAUCUUCUAGGGUCAACUCGUUCUCGCCCACAGCCCUCUACAGAGGAGUCGGGGCCAGAUGGUACAUACAAAGGAAGCGCGAAUUACACAUCAUUCAUCCAAAAGAAUCCUGAUGCGCCAACCAAGAAGUUCGGCCCCAUCAAGGCUCCUCCCUCGAACGUUCGAACCGUGACCGUUAUGGAUUACGCCCCAGAUGUCUGUAAGGACUGGAAACAAACCGGAUACUGUGGAUUUGGAGACUCUUGCAAAUUCUUACAUUCGCGUGAGGUAUAUGCGCAAGGAUGGGAGUUGGAUCGGGAUUGGGAAAUUGGCACAAAGGGCAAAAAGCUGAAGGGCAAGGUUAUGUCGCAGCGGGGAGAGGGAGAGAAGGAAGAGGAUGAAGAUGAAGAUGAAAUGCUGGAACAAAUUCCAUUCGCUUGCAUCAUUUGUGAGAAGCCUUACCAACACCCCAUCGUUACGAAAUGUGGGCAUUACUUCUGCGAGUCAUGUGCGCUGCAACGGUACCGGAAGAACCCGUCCUGUGCGGCAUGCGGGGCAGGUACCGGCGGUGUAUUCAAUGUCGCCAAGAAGCUCAACGCUCUGCUUGAGAAAAAGCGAGAGCGGGCGCAAAAGUUGCGGGAGAAGGCCAUUGAAGAAGGAGAGGAAGUCAGUGAUGAGGAAGAGGAGAAUAGCUAA
Penicillium verhagenii is the source of this 1002-nucleotide messenger RNA. RefSeq names its product U2-type spliceosomal complex subunit CWC24. Gene Ontology annotation, cellular component: U2-type spliceosomal complex. The record is from RefSeq and is a predicted model, not a curated record. Lineage: Eukaryota; Fungi; Ascomycota; Eurotiomycetes; Eurotiales; Aspergillaceae. Bases 1 to 1002 code for a protein of 333 amino acids. Gene Ontology annotation, biological process: snoRNA splicing. Gene Ontology annotation, molecular function: metal ion binding. The transcript has a single exon.